This is a messenger RNA of Penicillium pulvis, 1806 nucleotides long. RefSeq lists its product as uncharacterized. Bases 1 to 1806 code for a protein of 601 amino acids. Gene Ontology annotation, cellular component: nucleus. Lineage: Eukaryota; Fungi; Ascomycota; Eurotiomycetes; Eurotiales; Aspergillaceae. The transcript is spliced from 6 exons. The record is from RefSeq and is a predicted model, not a curated record.
AUGUAUCCGCAAACCGGAGAAAUGUGCGGACCUCCAACACCCAUAGUGCCGCUUCAAAGAACGCUCUUCUUCAAAGAUGUCAUCUCGGUUGGCGGCCUCGAGCGCUCACCCGCUCCAUCAUCGCUUCUCAGCCCAAGGCCCACUCCGUACCCCAAUCCAGGGUAUUUUGGCACUUCUAGCCAUACUACUAUCUUCGACCAUAUCUCGGCGGAGCGCGAUUUAACGCCUAGUGGCCAUGAUGUGCCAAGUACUACCUUGUCGGCAGCUUCGCAUCACCAGCUGGCCGAUAAUGCUGCGCUGCUACAGGGCGCCGGCGCGCUUCGCCAUUUGUUGGACCACUUCCAAUUAUCAGCCUUGAGAGACAUUGUCACAUCAUGGCUUGCAAAGGGAGCUAACCUUGCGCUGGCAGAGCCACUAGUCGAAGCAUGUGCUAAAGGCAUCGCGGGUCUUGUCUCAUCCGUGCCACAAGACGAUAGUUGGCAUAUAUCCUGCGCAAGCCAUCUCCUGCAUAAUUCAUCGCAGAUACUCGCACUCAAUGCUAAUAGCACGUUUUCUGAAUUUUUGGACAUGAUCAUCGGCCCGAAGUUUCGAAAAUAUUUCCUUCGGAAGCUUGCAACCAAGUUAAGCGAUUGGGCAUUGGAGAUAUGCUUGUCACUAGACUGUCUCAAUGACAUCCAGCUUGUUUUACAAUAUGAAAACUUUAUCAUGCAUUCGUUCGUUGAUGGUGAUCACAGCUACCAUUCAUGGCGGAAGCUCGGAGAUGUAAUCUCGUCUAUAUUCGCCCUAGGCUACCAUGAGGAUAUUGACUCCAAGAACGACGUACCAUUUUUUCUCAAGCAGUUGCGGAAGACUGCCUUCGCGAGAAUAUACUCAGCCGACAAGAAUGUCGCAAUUUUUCUGGGCCGACCGCCUCGUAUGACGAAACGGUUUUGCUUCUUCCAGAUUCCAUUAUCGUCUUCCGAAAUGCAAGGUCAUUCCGAACUCUGGGACAUGAACGAAAAGGCCAGUUACCAAGCAGAAACUCGAUGGUCUGCUCUGUGCGCAUCACUCAAAGAAGAAAUUCUCGAAUUGACUCGAAAAAAGCAUCAUCAAGCCACGAGCCCUGAGCAGGUGAUAGCAAUUCAAAAUUCCGCAACAGCUCAAUGGGGCAACCUCCCUCCUCAUAUGAAGCUAAAAGGAGAUUUUGAGCAGAGUGAAAUGUACACCCCUUUUGAACAAGACUUUCUGAUUAGCGUGCGGCUAAAUUAUCUGCAUGUACAAUUUCUGCUCCGCCUUCUGCUUCUAAGUUCACUCAUUGAGCCAGACGUCUCGCUAGUAGCGAUAGCGGAGGAAAUGCUAUCCCGCGUCGUCGAAGCCAUUCUUAUGCGACAGGAGACAAUAGACUCUGGAACAAGUCUUGUGUGGAAGAUUGUCCACUACGGGCUACCAGCAGCGGGUAUAGUUGUUCUCUCUAUUCUUAAGCAGAUGAGAUAUCGAUCGAACUUGGAUAAUUCGAUGACAAAAGCUAUUCGAGAUCUGAGUGUUUUUGUCGCCGGAAUUCAAAAAGGCUCAAUUGUGUUGAAAGGAGAUCCCAUCUAUUCAUUACUAUCCAAAGCGACACAAACGAUUCAAAGAUUACUCGAUUCGUUUUAUUCGGGUGUUGCUCAAGAGGGACCAAAAAGCGUGCCGCUUGAUGAAAAUAGUGUUGAUGACUGGGCGGUCAUACUUGGUCAAGACUUUUGGGACUUUGAGACAGGGUUUUGGGAGAACCUCGCGGACCAUCCGUCACUAGUGGCUCCUGAGGAGACAAGGUUCUCAGAUUUGUGA